CCCCAACCACGAGCGAACGUACCGUCAGCACGAUCACCUGGUAGUGAUCUCGCACGCCCUAACAAAACACAAACACAGCCGGCAGCUUUUGAUGAAAAUGCUAUGCCUAGCGCAAAGCAACUUGCUGAUGCUGCGUCUUGUUUCGUCAUCGCUGAGAAUGGCUUGCGCGUGCCUUUCGGUGAUAUAUACAAGGACCAAAAGACAGUAGUGAUAUUUAUCAGGCAUUUCUGGUGCCAUCUUUGUCAGGACUAUAUGACCUCUAUUUCAGAGAACGUGGACCCGAAGGCGCUCAGACAGGCAGGUGUACAGCUUGUCAUCGUCAGCAAUGGUUCAUACAACAUGAUCAAAUCUUACCGUCGGAUUUUCCACUGCCCAUUCGCCGUCUAU
This is a messenger RNA of Serpula lacrymans var. lacrymans S7.9, 387 nucleotides long. RefSeq lists its product as uncharacterized. The transcript is spliced from 3 exons. The record is from RefSeq and is a predicted model, not a curated record. NCBI's taxonomy places the organism in Eukaryota, Fungi, Basidiomycota, Agaricomycetes, Boletales, Serpulaceae. The annotation marks the transcript as partial.